AAUAAAUCUGACGCCCAUCGCUCGGGUCCUCUCUCUCUCUAUGCGCUCAUUCCUUCAAAGAGUUUGUCUUCUGGACUGGAGGAGUUUGGACAUAUUAACAUGCUUCAUUUAGGCAGCAGAUGAUGCUCCUGGUUUAUUGAAUGUACAGUCACAUGUUGGGCUUCAACAUCUGUAACACGUCCAGCCGGGCUGCAGUAACAUCUCCUGAGCAGAGGGAUUACAUUUGUCCAGUAUGUUGAGGCAUUGGGGGUUGGUCGUGUUCCUGUUAACUGUCCUGAUACCGGUCCAAUCCAGACCCACUAACACUCUCAACAACAGACAGCGACGUUCAGUAGGUCACGCACAGAUGAUGCACGACAGGGGCCGAUCCCUGCAUGACUGGAAGAGGCGCAAGUUAAUACAAGUGCUUCUCGAGCAGGUGCACAUGGCCAUAUCCCCAUUUCAGAGCGAAGGAAGCGUCCAGACCCCGCUGUGGGCCACCGUCCACUGUCCCAAACACACCGGCAGCAACAAAAACUUCCCCUUGAGCUUUCAAGAGACAAUAGGGAUAAGAGACAACCUACCGCAAGAGACCAGCAAGACCCGUAGGUAUGAGCAACAGCCAUUGAAAGCUGUGACGAAGAGGAAGAGGAAGAUGGGUUCGGGCAGAUUGAGAGACCCAGACAGGAGGAAAGACAGGGGGUGUGCCUUACAUAUGCACAGAGAUCAUUAAAAGAGCCUGGACAUGACAUGACUGAGCAGACUUUAUGCAAAUGAACUGGUCACAUGAUCUGCUGCAGGAGAGACUUCAGUGACUUCAAGACUCUUGAGAACCCACUUGUUGUUUUUUCAUUCACAAUAAAGGCCUUUGCCUUUAUUAUAAACUCUCCAAAUUUUACAAUUUUCAU
Molecule: messenger RNA, 887 nt
Organism: Pimephales promelas (fathead minnow)
Lineage: Eukaryota; Metazoa; Chordata; Actinopteri; Cypriniformes; Leuciscidae
Gene: pthlhb
Product: parathyroid hormone-like hormone b
Biological process (GO): bone mineralization
Cellular component (GO): extracellular region
Molecular function (GO): hormone activity
Source: RefSeq, a predicted model, not a curated record